AUGAACAGUGCCGAACGGCUCACGAACGACACGGGUCUGGAACGGCGACGAACAGGACUGGAACAGCGACGAACGUGGCAAGAACGGCUCAAGAAAGGGUCUGGAACAGCGACGAACAGGGCAAGAACGGCUCUGGAAAGGCGUCGAACGUUUACAAACAGUUUGAGACAUAUAACUACACGCCUAACAGUCGUUGAUUGUAUCGCCAAAAACAUGCGAUCGCGAAAAUCCGAUGGAUGUAAAAAGAUUGUCAGUUCCGAGAAACGGCGACUCGUCGAGGAACUGCAUGCUCCGGCGAGAAGAACUUUUCCACGAAGACGCGUCAUUGUCUGCGGAUACGAUGACCUAUGGCAAGCUGACAUAGUGGAGAUGCGCCCGUACUCACGUUUCAACAAAGGCUACAAUUAUAUACUCACAAUUAUAGACGUGUUGAGUAAGUAUGUAUGGGCCGUACCGCUCAAGAGUAAAUGCGGGAGCGAGACAGCCGAUGCGUUUGCAAAGCUAUUUCGAAAGGAUGGAAGAUGUCCAAACAAUUUGCAUACUGACAGAGGAAAGGAAUUCUACAAUGCUGACGUGCAGCGGCUUCUGAUGAAACAUGAUAUCAAUCACUAUUCUACGUAUUCACCCAUGAAAGCCUCGGUCGUGGAAUGGUUCACUCGUACGCUAAAGAACGACAUGUGGAAAAUGUUUACGCUCAAUGGAAACUAUAGAUGGAUCGACGAACUACAGCAGCUCGUUGCAAAGUACAACGCGCGAAAACAUCGGACAAUCGGUAUGCGACCCAUCGAUGUAACGCCCAAGAUCGCGGAUAAACUCUUGGCUACGGUGUACAGCAACGUAAAGAUUGCAGCCCCGGCGCGAUUCACAGUAGGUGACUCGGUACGCGUCAGCAAGUACAAGACGGUCUUCGACAAGGGCUACACGCCAAACUGGACGACCGAGGUAUUCAGAAUCAUCAAAGUGCAGACGACUAAUCUCGCGAUCUAUCUCAUCGAGGAUUCGCGCGGCGUGCCAAUCGCCGGAGGAUUCUACGAACACGAAUUGCAUCGUGUUGCUAAUCCGGACAUAUAUCUCGUGGAAAAGGUUUUACGCAGGAAAGGUGCCGAGGUUUACGUGAAAUGGUUGGGAUUCGAUGAUUCGCACAAUUCAUGGAUACACAAGGAUAAUGUAGUUUAG
Messenger RNA from Ooceraea biroi (clonal raider ant), 1176 nucleotides. RefSeq lists its product as uncharacterized. NCBI's taxonomy places the organism in Eukaryota, Metazoa, Arthropoda, Insecta, Hymenoptera, Formicidae. Gene Ontology annotation, molecular function: nucleic acid binding. Gene Ontology annotation, biological process: DNA integration. The record is from RefSeq and is a predicted model, not a curated record.